AUGUUCGAAUUGCCACCUGACCAGCUCAGGUCAGAUAGGUCUCUCAGGACAUCAGGUCCGAACACAAAGUCAAGUUUGGGUUGUCGCGGCCGACAGGCCAUCAGGACAACACGUAACGGCUACGAUCAUGUCGCCGACCGACUGACGAGUGAGUUGACAACUGCGAUCCACCAGGCGACAAGCGCUGCACAGCACACACGCGCACUUGGCACAUCAAGUGCCUUCCGUCUUCAACCAUCUACACACAUCACUCCACACAAGACUCUCAACUCCUCCUCGAUCGUCUCCUCUUCACCAGUACGAGCGAGUGCAGAGAUCUUCUUCUCUCCUCCCACACUCGCUUUCCUACCCUCGCCCCCUUCCCUUGUACGACCUGUGCGACGAUCGCCCACGACUCAAGCUCCUCCUCCUUCCAGUCUAGCCGGUUCGAAACCGCACGCCUUCACGCCACAGCACGCACGCACCUCCUUUUCUACAUCGGCUUCCAGCGCCUCCUCAUCCGUUCCUUCGAAUCCCUGCACGCACGCAACCCCGUCCGGUGCACUAGCCGUCGACAGGUUUGUUCUUGAAUAA
This is a messenger RNA of Trichosporon asahii var. asahii CBS 2479, 573 nucleotides long. RefSeq lists its product as uncharacterized. NCBI's taxonomy places the organism in Eukaryota, Fungi, Basidiomycota, Tremellomycetes, Trichosporonales, Trichosporonaceae. The record is from RefSeq and is a predicted model, not a curated record. The coding region runs from base 1 to 573 and encodes 190 amino acids. The transcript has a single exon.